CUUAACUUCACAUUAAAGACUUCCACAACAGAAUGCCUGACGAUGCGAUCUUAACAAAUAUCUGAUCGUCUGUUUGACGGUUUGAGAAUCACAAUGUAUGGCUUUGUAAAAAGAGAUGUCAAGAGCAGUGUGUAUCGAGCAGUAUCAGAUUUCCUUCUGAAAAAUGCAGCUGAAGACUGGAGAAAGUUACCUGUCAACUCAGCAUCUUUCCAACUCAUGUUUGGAGAAAGGAACAAACUGCCAUUUGGAAGACUAGGACAUGAACCAGGAUUGGUACAGUUGGUGAAUUACUACAGAGGAUCAGACAUUCUCUGUAGGAAGACAGCAAUGGUCAGAUUAUUCAAAGAUUUUUUCAAGUCUACUGGAAAACCUUCCCCGAAGUGGCUACCCGAGUCCUUCAUUCUUUGUCCUAAAGACAUUACGAAAAACCUGCAGAAAGCUGGUGAACAAGGGGCCGUACUAGUACGCAAAUCACCGAAACCUGAUGAAAGGGAAGACUUUUUAAAAGCGACUGAAAAAUUGGCAAAGCAGGAAGGAAAAUCUGUAACAUGGAUAGCAAAAUCUUCAGCUGGCUCAAAAGGAGAAGGCAUUAUGAUAUCUAGUAACCCAGAGGAGCUGAUACAGUUUGUUGAUACACAGACACAAGGUUUUAUAGUCCAGAGGUACAUAGACAACCCUUACCUGCUGAAAGGAGACAGGAAGUUUGAUAUCAGGUCCUGGGUCCUAUUGGAUACAAAUUACAAUAUCUAUCUGUUUCGAGAGGGUGUAUUGAGGACUGCAUCAGAAAGCUACAAAGCAGAUGACCUUGACGCAACCUUGGGUCAUCUGACCAACCACUGCCUACAACUGGAGUUAUCACCAAACUUUGGUGCAUAUGAAGAGGGAAACGAGAUGUUUUUUGACGAGUUUAACAGAUAUUUGUGGAAGAAAUCUUCUGUUACCAUGGAUGCAGUGAUUAUACCGCAGAUAAAAGAAAUAGUUAAAGCCUGUCUGACCAUAGUCAAAGAGCGUAUAUGUACCAGCUGUCUGGGAUACCAAAGUUUCCAGCUGUUUGGAUUUGACUUUAUGUUAGAUGACGAGUUGAAGAUCUGGUUACUGGAAAUCAAUGGAGCACCUGCAUGUGCACAAAAGCUGUUGCCAGACCUGGCGCGCAGUCUAGUACAGACAGCUAUUGACCCAAUAUAUCCGCCUUCAGACCCAGGAGGAAGAGGAGAAAACUGGUUUAAUCGUAUCACAUAAUCACACAAACACAGAAUUACAUUUAUGUUGUAUGAAUUUUUUCUGAAUGAAUGCUUCAUGGUAUUUGCAUGAUGGUGUUUUUCAGAGUAUUUGAGCAAACAUAUUUGGUAUUAUUGACUGUAUAUGAUAAUGUUGUAUACAAAAAAAAAAUGUAUACUGACCAAUAUAAAGCACAAUUACAAUACUGCAGAAUUCUGUGCAAAUUUGAAUGUAACAAAUGUGUAUGAUUUUUUGUUGUAUUAUUAGGACCUUGUGUCAUGAGAUGUGCCAUAUAGUAAUUAGUCUGAUUGUUUUUUCGUUUCUACACAACAUCUUUAGUUCUGUUGUAUGGUGAAUGAUCUAGUUUCAUUUGUUGCCCAUUAACUUUUUAGAUCACCUGAGACAAAAUGUCAAGUGACCUAUAUCAAUCACAUUUUAUCUGGCACCAUGUAUUGUGUGUGGUAAACAAUUUGCAAUUUUUGAAUUCUUCUCUAAAGCCAAGAGGCCAAGGGACUUAAUAUUGGGCCUUUAGUAUACUGGGGUGAAGGGCAACCAAGUUUGUUCAAGUGAAAGACCUUGACCUUCAAUCAAGGUCA
Pecten maximus is the source of this 1814-nucleotide messenger RNA. RefSeq names its product tubulin--tyrosine ligase-like. The record is from RefSeq and is a predicted model, not a curated record. Gene Ontology annotation, biological process: protein modification process. Bases 94 to 1239 code for a protein of 381 amino acids. The transcript is spliced from 9 exons. Lineage: Eukaryota; Metazoa; Mollusca; Bivalvia; Pectinida; Pectinidae.